Messenger RNA from Vespula vulgaris, 6126 nucleotides. It is a transcript of the gene M7BP, whose product is annotated as myb-like protein X. The coding region runs from base 1433 to 5608 and encodes 1391 amino acids. The transcript is spliced from 15 exons. The record is from RefSeq and is a predicted model, not a curated record. NCBI's taxonomy places the organism in Eukaryota, Metazoa, Arthropoda, Insecta, Hymenoptera, Vespidae.
CUCGUUUGUGCCUUACACGUGAAUAUCGUCGACCAAGGUCAAUACAUCGGUAUAAUUAUUAGAUAUUAUAAAAACUUGAAAACUUUGCAACGUUCAUAAUCGUCGUGCUUGGAAAAUUAACGAGCUCCUUGUUUUUUCGUUCUUAACUGAUUUUCCAUCUAGAUCCUGUUUGAACGUGACAAGGGAAUCAGCUAAAUCGCGUUUACUUUUCGCUAAUUUUCCGCUUCUUAAUUUUUUCCCGUACCUCUUCCCUUGACUUUUAACGACUUCAAUGGAAAGUUCUUUUCAACGAAAAGUAUAAGUUUUUACAAACGAGGAAAGUAAUCGAUAAUUUUCUUCUCGGCUAAUUUUAGAUUUGUUAAAGGCGCUACUACAGUUUGAUAGAGCGUUAGUAACGAAGUAACGCAAACUGGGUUACAGAGCGAUAAUAAUCGAGCGAGAAAGAGAAGAAAGAACGCGGAAACCGUUGACUACGUACGUACGUACGUAAAUAAUUCCUAUUUUCUUCCUUUUUCUCUCUCUCUCUCUCUCUCUCUCUCUCUCGAUCGCACGGCCUUACGGUUCUUUGGCUAUUCAUGCGUGUCAUUCGCGCGACUCUGCGUGUCUACAAGCGUGGUAACUACGCAUGUGUGCGCGUGCGAUGUUCCUGAUAAUUUGCUUGGACGAGUAUACACGGCUGUUAUCCUAUCCACAGGAUAGAGCAAUAAUUUUUCACUUUAUUUUACGCAGGCUCGUGUAGCAAGGUACCUUUCGACGAACGAAAAACAAAAUUGUUCGCUCCUCCACGGCAGGAAACGCGUCGAGCGUUAGUCAUGCGUGCGUCGACCGACGGUUCAAUAACUUUGAUAAGAGAGCGAAAGACAGUAGGAAAAAGAGGAGAGAGAUAUUCGGACGUGGGCAGGUGAAGGGGAAGACAUUAGGAUGCGCAAGGUGGGUCGAGCCAUAGAGACACCAAAGUCGUUAAUGGUAAAACAUCGUUACACAAUGGACGGUAUAUCAAACCAUAUUAAACAAUGGCGUCGCUGACCCACCGUGUAGGGAGACCGGAAACGAGGAGGAACCGAACGGGGAUUCGAACACAACGGCUGAACGGCUCUUUCAUUGUUGAAAUGUUAGUUUGUCCUGACGAGUAGUCAGUCAACCACCGCAUUUCAUAGUUCGUGCAGCGUGCCGUGAGACUUAUACUCUUUUCCUCAUUCCUACACAUAUUUCAAAUAAAGACGAUAUCGCGAAUCGUCCGGGUUCAAAAAUCGAGCUCUUUACAAUUUCGGAACAAGCGGAAAAUCGUUUUCGUUGCGAAGAUGAUCGUGAGAUCGAUAGGAGCUCCUUGAGAUACGCGAGAGUCGAUCGAUACGAUAUCCUCUUAUUUCGUUUUCUCUAUCACUUGUCGUUGAAUGAGAAUACGUAGAAAAAUUCUGACACGAGAUUCUUCAUGAGACCAGGAGAGGCAAGGCGUCUGAUCAAAAUUUUUCUCUUACGUACCAUUCUCUGCAGAAAAAAGCAAGACAAACGGAAAGAAGCAGAGUCCCGAAGAAAAACGAAAGAGAUCGUAGUUGCGGACGACGGGCGUUGCGCUUGCUGCCUGAAGCCUUUCUUGAUCGGACGCGGUAUAAGUUGCAGCGAUUGCGGCGCCAGAUCCUGCAGAAAAGUUUGUUCUCGUUGGGACUGCGAGGACAACGCCUGGCAUUGUCUCUUCUGCCAUCAGCAAAGGUCGUGGGCGAGGAAAAGGGAGAAGUGGUUCGAAACUUUUGGCGGUACGUUCAAAGAGGAGGAAUUACAUCGUUACUUCGAUACGGCUAAAUCUCGAGUCUAUGUCGCAGGAGUGGAAAAUGCAGCUACUGGUUCGGGUUUGGACCUGGCCACGGGUGGUCAAGAGGACUCGAACACGAUGGAAACCGUUAGAGCCUUUAUCGAGAAAAUAAUCGAAGAUCUGAUCGGUAACGUGGACGACGCGUCUAUCGAUCGUCUCUACGAUCAUCCAGAAUAUGACAGGCUUUUGGCAACGUACAGCGUGCAAUUGGCCGAUGCUCUGGCUCGAUUGGCGGUCUCCGUACAUCACAGUAUUGCGAACAAACCUUCGACGGAUUCGCCAACAAUGGCACAUUCGGCUCUUCGCGAGCUCGUCGAACGGGCCGUCGAAGAGGCCAAAAAGUUACCUGGUCUCGCUGGCUCGUCCACCGAUAAUCAGCGGACGAACGAAGAGUGUAAUAUUUCGGAGCACAGCUACGAAGAUCUUCUCGCCACUGCGAUAUUGAAUAAAGUCAUCGAGAAAUUCCAAAGAGAACAAGUAGAUGGAAAUAGCAACGUCCUGCAUGAAAAGCCUUCGGCUAAAGCGGAAAGCGAAACCGAAUUAGGUCUCGACGAAGGCGUCGAAGAAGGUAGCAGCAGUUUGGAACCUUUGUCUCAGGACGAAUGUAGCAGCGAUUGCAGCGGACCACGUUCGAGGCACUCGCGAAAUCGUCAAGAGCCAUUAUCCCUUACGAUAGAGGAACGAAUAGAAGAGGUAACGACCACCUAUACGUCCGACGAAGAUCCCCCGGAAUGUGUAAAGAAUGGUUUACGCAUCACAAAUGUUCGUCGUGUGCCAUUUCCGGAGCUUGGUAUGGACAUCAUCGAUCCAUCUCAGGAAUCUUCCGAUGAAAGCCAAGACGAAGAGUACGUGUCGACGGUUCACGUCGAUCUCAUAUCACCGUUUCAAUCCUGGGAAGAGAAUUGGCUAUUUCAAAAGAAGAGGGUACCGAUUCAAUCGGACCCUGUUGCCAUGCUCGUACCAAGCUCCAGCGCCGAUUUUAAAGCUUUGAUCGGCGAUAAGGAUGCCGAGGAUACGUCCGAUCUUUCCGAAUGUUCGUCGGCACAAUCUGACGAAGAAAUCGAAAAGGAACUGAUAGAAGCGAUCAAUAAUGUUGUACCACGAUCGCCGAGAAUGUCGGAAUGCGAGAUGGUAGAAAGCUCGCUGAAUGAAAACGAAGUUGCUCGUAAGAAUAUUGAAGAUUUUCAUUCGAAGUCUUGCGAAUCUAUUGAAACGUUAUUGACGUUGGAUAACAAAGAUGUAACUACUAGCGAAUUGUGUAACGGUGACGUUAAGUGCGUUACAGAAGAGACGAACGACGGAAAGAACGCGAUCGAGGAAAUUCAGAAAGAGACGAAACUCGUGAAGAUUUCUUCGAACGAUGGCUUCGCGAAGGAAGAAACAAAUUGUAAAAUAGAAAUGAAUGAUAAAAAGUUUGAGAUAGAGUCGGCGGAAUGCGAAGUCGAAAAUAAGCAAAUGGUAGAUUCGAAGACUGAAAUGCAAAGAGCGGAUAUCGGAUUACUUCAGUCUCAAAAGGAUACCUCGCCGGAUGUGCCAAUGAUACCGACUUCGUCCACGUCAGAAAAUAAUUUUGAAAUUGUAACUAACGUGGCAGUUUUGGAUUUCAACGAGAAGGAAAUCUUUAAUUCUUUGGAAGCGACUCGGAAAAUAAUGGACCAGGAUAUCAAUGGUGAAGAGGAUAAGACACCGUUGUACUCGUUAGACGUCUAUUCUAAGGAGGAAGUACACUUCGAAGAUGGUGCUCAGCAAGAAAGUGAAUAUACCGAACAUUAUGAUACAGCUACGCAAAGACACUUGGACAGUUUAACGAAAGAUGACAUCUACGUAUCGCAAAAUGACAUAAUUAAUAACGAAGUAUUGGAAAUCACCGAGUUAACGUCAAAUUCGUUGUUCGAAGAUGAAACGAGCAAAUGCCGAGAAGCUGUGGCAUUUGCCAAAGCUGAGUCGGCUUCUUAUUUGUCCUUGGAAAAGAUAGCCGAUAAAGAUAUACAACUGGCUACACCUCCACGUCCAGGUACCAUCGCUGAAAGAGAACAUAGAAAGUGGGAAAAUGCACCACCGAUUGAAAAUAAUCCUUACAGCAAACAGAGCAUUCAGAAAAGACUUUUGGAAAGACAGUAUAGCAGAAGGUCUGCAGAUAUUCCAGGGAUUCAUGCCGAAUUGCCGAAGAGCAACGGAACCGAUCUUGUCCUGGUACCCAACGAACCGGAUAUUAAACGGUUCGGCAGAGAUUACUACAUCAAUAAUGCAAAAUCACCAUCUGGAGACAAGACACGAAAACUAGCAACAGCGUCCGCAUCGAGCAGGCCUAGCAGUGCGUUGUCUCAACGUUCGGGUUCGACCGGGACUGAUCAAGAACAACAGGUGAGUUUCGAACUUGGAAAGUUCGAAGAGGCUUCAUUACAUGGUAGCCUCGCUAGACGGAGUUAUCGCGAUCGACACGCCAGUCCAAAUUUUGCGAUCAAUCCUCUGUCGCGUUUGGAACUCAACGAAAAUUUUGAUGAGACGAAGAUGGCGGACGAACCAAGAUUAUUGAUCGAGGAAUCGAAGAAAGAUAUAUUUAUAACUGACGAUCAAAGAUGUAUCAAUAAUGAUGUUGAAACACCUGCCGAUUUAUGGAUAAGCGAGAUACCAAGCAAGUUUCAAAAUGAUGUAACCGUUAUCGACAAUAUCGAAUUCGAUAAUGUGACGAUUAAUCCGUUAUAUCAACCUCCUGAGGAGGAACGUUCACCAAUUGGUUCGAGUCCAAGCGAUCGUGAUUCCGGCAUGGAUUCGAUCGAAUCAAACGAUCUGGGAUCUAAUAAAACGAAGGACGUUUAUUGGGAGAAAUUAUCUUGUUCGAAAGAUGAAAUGAAUGCCAAGGAGAAUCAAAUAAUAUCGACAAAUAACAAGAGAUAUCUUAAUACUUUCAAUUACAAAUAUCAUACUUUUGGGGGAAUCCGAAAUUCGGUUGUUUAUCGGCAAGAUCGUACAAUUAAUUUCGAAGACGACGAUUUUGAGAACGACGUCGUCGAAGAUAAUUUCUUUUUUGGUUCGCCCGAUUUUGUUAAUAUGAAAUUUCAAACGUUCGGUGGGAUAAAAAAGAGGAAAAAGAUCGAUAGUAAAAAGAUACAAGCUUACAGUAGAAUAAAAUUAAGACCAACGAUACAAAUGACGAAGGGAUCGAAGGUUAAUCAUUCAAUGAAUAGAUCCAUUGUUAAUGAUGAUGCAAAUAAGUCGGAGGAUAAAACAAAGAGCGGAACUGUCGACGAGGACGAUUGGCUCGACGAAGAGGAACCUGCGGAUACAAGAUCUCUUGAGUGCCAAUUCAAAUCGAAUGACAGAGAUUUCUUACAACUUUUAAAUCGUAAUUCUAACGUUAGAAAUAGACGUAAAAAGGUCCUCAAAAGACAAACGAAAAUAGGGAGCCUAAAAAAUAACGAAUACAACGAAGAGGACAAGAAUUGCGAAAAUAGAGAUAACGUGGAUGAUACUGAAGUAACAAAUCUUAUGGACGAUACCUCGAGUAUUUCGAAAUCAUUAUCAUCGUCCAAUCAUCCUUAUCACUCGAUAGAUUUGUCAAAGAGAAACGGAGCAAGAAAGAUGAUUGCCAAAGGCAAACUAGUAAGACAAUAUUCACGUUCUUCGGAAGAAGGAAAGUUGAAAUUGGAACCUCCUAUUAUACCACAGGUUAUGGAGCAAAACUUUAAGACGUUGAAAGAGCUUAAAAGUUCUAAUGCUCGAAAAAAGAAACGUAAAGAUGAUCCUACUAAUAAAAUAUUAAAUAUAAGAAGCUUGAGUAAUAUUACGAUUUGGUAACGAUGUCAGAUUUGUUGUGAACGAACGAGGUCCCAUUAUACUUUAUAAUUAUUUUCAUAUCAAAGCUAAAUUUCUGUGGCUAUCAAAGUUAAUCGGUGGACUUUCAAAAAAACCUUGCAUUUAAAGAAUCAAUAUAAGAUGAAGAAGUAUCUCGUAUUCUAGAAAUCGUUUACAAAUGAUAUAUUCCAAAGAAGUAUAUACCAAAAUCGUAGAAUCUUUUGUUCAAAAUUAAUGUGGUAAAAUAUUUACAAUUCAGAUGUGCCAUUGUUCUUUUUCCUAUUUUUUUUUAAACAUUCAUUGUUUAAUCUUGUUUUUGUUUUUUUUUUUAACGAUAAUGUCAUGAAUGUUAUUCAUCUCAGGAAUAUGGCGUACAUAAUUUUACGCCUUAUGAUCUCACUUAAGAUUUAAUUACGAAUAUUAAUUGAUUGGGAGUAAACCGAGGGCCUAACUAUAUUUAACUUCUAAUAUGUAUUAUUAUAUAAACGUUACAAUAAUUUAAAUAUAUUAUUUAUUUAAUA